Molecule: messenger RNA, 1404 nt
Organism: Acanthamoeba castellanii str. Neff
Lineage: Eukaryota; Discosea; Longamoebia; Acanthamoebidae
Product: PCI domain containing protein
Exons: 5
Coding region: 1-1404 (467 amino acids)
Biological process (GO): protein deneddylation
Cellular component (GO): COP9 signalosome
Source: RefSeq, a predicted model, not a curated record
AUGUCGGACGAUGAAGACUUCAUGAACGAGGAUGAGGAGUUCGACAUGGACGACUAUGGGGAGGAAGACUUUGACAUGGGUGGAUCCGACCAGGAGGGGUCUGGCUCUGAGGGUGAAAUCGAGGAAGAGGACAAGAUUCGCAAUCAGUACCACAUGAGCAGAGAUUUGGCAGAUGAGGAGGGCAUCGACGAGGCCAUUGCUGGUCUGGAGAAAGUGAUGAAGAUGGAGAAGGAUUGGCAGGGCAAGCACGGCUCCUGGUCAUUCAAGGCCCUCAAGCGCAUCAUCAGCUUCACCUUCAAGCUGGGCGACGAGAAGCGCCUCAUGGAGCGCUUCGACGAGCUGCUCACGUACAACUCCAAGGCCAACGACAUCUCGGAGAACGAUCUCUUCAAGGGCAUCGAGAAGAUCCUCAACACCGUCUCCACAGCUGCCGCCGCGCAGACCGAGCUCGCGCUCAAGCUCUACGGCAAGGCCCUGGCCGCGAUGAAGGCUGCCAAGAACGAGAACCUGUGGUCCAAGACCAGCCUCAAGCUCGCGCAGAAGAUGUUCGACAAGGGCCUCCACUCGAAGCAGCUCGACAAGAUCCUGGCCGAGCUCGAGGAGUCGUGCAAGCUGCCCGACGGCAGCGAGAACCCCAAGAAGGCCAGUCUGCUGCUCGACGUCUACGCGCUGCAGAUUCAGCUGCACAUGGAGCGCAAGGACCGCAAGAAGACGAAGGAGCUCUCCGAGAAGGGCUUCGCGCUGGCCAAGAACAACCCGGGCAUCCUCAACAGCAAGCUGGCCAUCUUCCACUUCGUCGGCGGCAAGCUCCACAUGGAGCAGCACAACUACAAGGAGGCCUACGCCGCCUUCUUCGAGGCCUUCAACUUCUUCGAGGAGUCCUACUUCCGCCUCAAGAUUCCGUGCCUCAAGUACAUCGUCGUCGCCACCAUGCUCAUGCUCGGCGAGAUCAGCCCCUUCGCCGAUGCCCAGGCCAAGACGCACAACAACCCCGAGAUCAAGCCCAUGGCCGACCUUCUCAACGCCUACCAGCACAACGAAAUCAACAGGGUGGAGAAGAUCCUCAAGGAGAACAAGACGGUGAUCAUGGGCGAUCCCUUCAUCGAGCAGUUCAUCAAGAACAUCCUCCGGGAGAUCAGGACCAAGGUGCUCCUCGAGCUCAUCAGGCCCUACACCCGAGUGGCCGUUCCCUUCAUCGCCAAGCAAUUGAACAUCACGGCUGCCGAGGUGCAAGAGUUGUUGGUCUUCCUCAUCCUCGACCACAAGGUCAACGGCAACAUCGACCAGGUCAACCAGCUCCUCAUCCUCCGUGGCGAGCUGGAGAGCGCCAAGUACCGCUUCAUCGAGAAGUGGGGCACCCAGCUGCACAGCAUCCACAACGUCGUCCUCAACAAGGUCGCCUAA